CGCCUCGCGUCGCUGCCGAUAACGUGUCGCGAGCGCAGACCGGCGCGGUGCUGAGUCGAGACGCGCGCGCGUGCGUGUGCGUGCCGUCGCGGACGACGAUUACCCCCUCGCGCCCGAUUGAUAUCAAUUGAUAUGCCCGGAGCGCGUCGCGCGCGGGACCGUCGACGUUACGCUCGCUCCUCUUAGCUCCCGUUUGAACACUCGAGUCCCCGCCGGCAGCGAAUAUGGCGGCGAUGGACGGCGACACGAAGCUCGACAUGUACGACGAUGUCGUGUACGCGGUCGAUCCCCAGCAUGUCGAGGGUGAGAUGACAGUGGGCACGAAGAGGACCCUGGGAGAGCCGGAAUUCAACACGCUCGACGAGCCAAUCAGAGAUACGAUCUUGAGGGACGUUCGAGCGGUAGGCAAGAAGUUUUUCCACGUUUUAUAUCCCAAAGAGAAGAAGAGUCUGCUGAAAGAAUGGGAUCUAUGGGGACCAUUGAUAUUGUGCACUUUUAUGGCAAUGAUAUUGCAAGGUUCCGCUGAUGUAGCAGACAGCUCGAAUGACGGAGGGCCUGAAUUUGCGGAGGUGUUUGUUAUCGUGUGGAUUGGAUCUAUGGUUGUUACAUUGAAUUCGAAGCUGUUGGGUGGAAAUAUAUCUUUCUUCCAAAGCGUUUGCGUCUUAGGGUAUUGUCUGUUACCGACUGCCAUCGCGUUAAUUUUAUGCAGAAUUAUACUGAUUGCGCAGCAGAGCACUCUCCUAUUUACUCUUAGAUUCGUGAUCAGCAUAAUUGGAUUUUUAUGGGCAACGUAUGCAUCUAUGGCAUUCCUUGGCGACAGUCAACCCGCGGGGAGGAAAGCAUUAGCAGUAUAUCCAAUUUUUCUGUUUUACUUCGUUAUAUCGUGGCUAGUUAUAUCCCACACCACCUAAAAAAUGCAGCACAACUAAUCUGUUACAAGACUGUGCAUUGCUCCAGCCUUCCGUGCAAAUUUCAGAGAAUGAAGAGAAAAAAAAUGAACGGAAGGAGAUGCAAUGUUUUUUUUUCAUAUGUAUUUUCCAAGUCCUGUGUCUGGACGUAUUCCAAUAUCAUGCUUUUGUGAAUAAUACGCAUACGGUAAGCAUAUGUAUAUUUAUGAACUUGUUAGAUUCUCAUUCAAUACGUCAAUUAUGAGAUCAUUGUAACUAUAUUUAAUCUCACUAAAUCUCACAUUACGAUUGAGAAUUUGUUGCCGAUAUAUGAAAGAAAGUAUAUUCUUUCUGAAUGGAAAAAUUUAUCAGAUUGGUAUAUAUUUAUACGGACAUGACGCAAGAAGAAAAAAAAAACUAUGCAGUACAGGCGAAAUAUAAUUGCUUGUCAUUGAUUCCAGACUGCUGCAUCUGGGUAUAUUCUGUACUUCCAUAAAGUUUUAACGGUCAUUAAUUUUUUUUAUCGAAAAAAAAUUUCGAUUGUGAUUGUAACAUUAAAUUUAGACGGUGCAAAAGUUUAAAGUAUAAUUUGUAUCUUUUUGUAUAUUAUGUACAUAGAAUUACGUUUAAACUAAAUGGUACAAUAAAAUAAUACAGUAUAGAA
Molecule: messenger RNA, 1551 nt
Organism: Vollenhovia emeryi
Lineage: Eukaryota; Metazoa; Arthropoda; Insecta; Hymenoptera; Formicidae
Product: protein YIPF6
Exons: 7
Coding region: 225-911 (228 amino acids)
Biological process (GO): endoplasmic reticulum to Golgi vesicle-mediated transport
Cellular component (GO): trans-Golgi network; membrane
Source: RefSeq, a predicted model, not a curated record